Neltuma alba is the source of this 612-nucleotide messenger RNA. RefSeq lists its product as uncharacterized. NCBI's taxonomy places the organism in Eukaryota, Viridiplantae, Streptophyta, Magnoliopsida, Fabales, Fabaceae. The transcript is spliced from 3 exons. The record is from RefSeq and is a predicted model, not a curated record. The coding region runs from base 1 to 612 and encodes 203 amino acids.
AUGCUAUAUAGAUUGCCAAAAUUGAAGAAUGUGUGGAGCAAUCAUUGUCAGGGAUAUGUCUCCUUCCCAAGUCUAAGGAAUGUAUCUGCUUACGAUUGUGAAAGCCUCACAAGUAUGUUUCCUGCAUCUAUAGUCAAAGGUGUGCUUCGUGAUCUUGAACAGCUUCAUAUAUCUGAUUGUGGUAUAGAGGUAAUUGUCGCAAAAGAUCAAGUUUCAGAAUCUGUUACUUCUACAUUUGAGUUUCCUAGGCUGACUUCCCUCGAGCUUUCUUUCCUUCAAAAUUUGAAGAACUUCUAUCCACAAAGACACACAUUAGAAUGGCCACAACUUCGGCAAUUAUCUAUUAGAUAUUGUGAUGAAAUAGAGAUAUUUGAAAAGGAAGUCUCAAGUUCACCAGAAAUACAUGAGGAAAAGAGCACAUUAGACUCAAAAUAUCUUCUACUGUCCCAUGACAAGGAUAUUCGUAAUUUGGAGGAGUUGAGAUUGGAUGGUAAAGGAGCUGAGAUGAUAGGGAGUGGCCACUUUCCAACAUACCACUUCCCCAAAGUAAAACUGCUCGAUCUAUCUGUACAAAAAGCCACAACUAUAUCAGGAGUUAGAGUUGCGUGGUGA